Daphnia magna is the source of this 1079-nucleotide messenger RNA. RefSeq names its product protein FAM210A. Lineage: Eukaryota; Metazoa; Arthropoda; Branchiopoda; Diplostraca; Daphniidae. The record is from RefSeq and is a predicted model, not a curated record. The transcript has 3 exons. Bases 167 to 922 code for a protein of 251 amino acids. Gene Ontology annotation, cellular component: mitochondrion.
UUAUUUCACACUAUCGUUGCAAAAAUGUUACAAUGGUUUUAAUUUCAAAUAUUUUUAUUUUUAUUUCGUUGCCAUGGCUAUCUUAAAUUCGUCUGCUCUCGCCGUCUUUGAAAACCAAAUGCGGUGUACGUGAUGACAUUAAAAGGAAUUAAUAUUAUUCUUUAAAAUGUCUGCGUUGGUUACCCGAAGCUUGAGUUCUUCUUAUAUUCUUCGUGCACAUCCUGUGCUUACAUCUAUAGUUGUAAAAUUUCCGGUGAUACAAAGACUUUCAUGGGAUCUUUACCGGCCUGAAAGUUGCCGGUGCUACUCACGGAAGCCCUAUUCUUUCGUAAAAUCUCUACACAUCUCAACAGUUUACAAUACACAGGUUAACCAACCUAAACAAGAAAAAGAUAAAAGUGAUGAGUUGCAGCGAAAAAUACAGGAACAAGGAAGUUCUGGUUGCCCUCCACCAAUAAAAGUUUCCCUCUUCCAAAAAUUCAAACAAAUGUAUAAGGACUACUGGUAUGUCCUAAUCCCUGUGCAUGUUGCUACCUCUGCAGUCUGGGCUGGUGGAUUUUACUUUGCAGUUAAGAAUGGACUAGAUGUGGUGCAGCUAUUGGAAAGUUUAGGAAUCAGCGAAAAAAUAAUAAGCCCACUUAGAACUUCAAGUGUGGGCUAUUAUGCUCUUACCUAUGCACUGUACAAAGUUGCUAGUCCUGCCCGAUAUGCUGUUACUAUUGGAGGUACUACACUUUCUAUUAACUACCUUACACGGUGGGGGUAUAUUAAACCAGCAUCCACUGAAAAAAUGCAGGUCUUUUACGAGACUCGUAAGGCUGAAUUUCAUAAGCAACGUGAUGAUAUUCGACGAAAAUUCAGACAACAUAGGACAGAUUUCAAGAAAAGAAUGAAUUUUGGCAAAAAAAGACUAAAAAAAUGAAGUGCCAAAUACUAUUUACUUCGACGCGCCGAAUGGCAGUUUGUGGUUACGACGGAAUGAGACUUCAUAGUCAGAAAAUCAUUUACACAAGAAAAUUGUAUUUAAAAAAAACUUUUUUUUUUUGGUGGGGCACUGAAAAUGUAUUCUGACAACGCUU